AGACAGUUUCUUUUAAACAACUAUUGAUUUUUUGUGUACCUAUUUUCCCUUUGCAUGUCCAUGUCAGUAAUUCUGUGAAAUAAUCAAUAGUUUUAUUAUUCUCCGCAGUUCGAGCCUCGUUUUCAUGUAGAAGCACACCGGCGUCCGGUCGAGUCACGAAGACCCCAACUUAUGUUAUAAGUAAUUCAUUUGUGCAAUCGCUGCAAGGAUUGUGUUUCGUGAUUAGGAAGCGGUGUUUGUCUUGUUAUUUCCACUUAAAUCGCGAUGACUUUCAAAUAGUGUUGUCAAGGAUCAAAGUGCCAUGGAUCUUCGUACGGAUACCAUGAAACCAGGCGUCGGGGGCGGCAUAAAUAAAAUUUCUUUGCCGUUCUAUGAACCGCCACCGAGGAAAACAAGCGCUGAGAUCAUAAAUGAAGCUCGAUUAGCCAUUAAAGAAUCCCAAAUGGGUGAGAAUACAUUCGCUCCGACCACCAUAAAACCAUUGCAAACCCAAAGACCAUUCACACCAAGGGACAAGGAACGGUUGCUGUUCGGCAAAAGGGCCAAAACCAACAGACCACCGAGUUCCUUCAGUCUACGGUAUCUUCAAAAUGAAACCGAUUUACCCCAAACACCGCCAGACAAUACUAUUUUAUCUCCGUCGAUGCUGGUUAAACAAACCCCUCUGCAACAUCCCCAAAUUGCGCCGCCACAGAAGCAUCAAAGAUCAAACUCCUUAUCAGAAAUAAACGACAGCAUUUUCAACAUUGGUGUCAAAGAGUCUCUGCAUAAAGUCAAAUUACCAUCUUUGGAUAAACUUUCAUCCAAAAAAAAGUUGUUCAGGAACAACACCACUUCUCUGGACAAACUACCUGAAGAAAAUGAAACCUACCCGAGGUCGUCGGAAUCUCGAAAUGCGUUUAGCUCGCCGCAAGAAAGGACGAGUUACGAUUUCGAUUCGCCCUUUGGCAGACCGUCAUCCAAGCAACAAAGUUUAUCUCAAUGUUUAUUGCUUGGUCCGCAGAAUUUAGACAAACUGUUCGACAACAAACAUAUAAUAGAACAUUCCGAAUCACUGUUCAGCAAAUCAGGUUAUUUUCACAGCCAAUUCCAAAGCGCACUUCUGAAUAAAAUACAAAAAAAAUCCAUUUCAGUAGAUACGAAAAAAUUAAGAACAGUGGAUGAUGUGUUGAUUAGUUUGAAUAAGGAGAGUGAAAGGAAAUAUAAAGAUGAUGUUGUGAUCAGUUUGUUGCACGAGUUGUAUGAUUGUAUGGAGAAGGAGAAACUUUUGGAAGGGAAAAUUAAUUCGAAGCUCAAAAUUCAGAUUCUCAAAACGUUGUAUAAAUUUGUGGAGUCCCAAGAGGAACGAAUUCUGAUCAUUAUUGCGAAGAUCAUAUUGGCUCUAAAAGUGACAGGGAACAAUCUCAGUGGAGUCUGCAAAUUGAUAUUUAAGGUCUCUAAAAACGAUAAAAAUGACCAGCUAUUCUUCCAAAAAAACCUACUAGAAUUGUUCGUGGACGCUUUGGGCAGGUCAAGUCCGUUGGACGAUGCAGAAGCCUGCGUUUAUGGGUAUGGAGCAGUGAAAUUUUUGACCAUGAAUUCAAAACUUCUGGAAAAAAUCACAAGCCUUGGAAUUCUCGAGUUAAUGGUGUUGCAUAUCAAAAUUAUAAACACGGCGAAAAUUGAUAAAACCACAAUUCCGGAACAAACCCACCAUGCUUUGUUUCAAUUAACUGGAGCUUUAAGGAAUCUUGUGUCGGAAGAGUUUAUUUAUGAUAAUUUUAUCAGUUGUGGAGCUGUGAAUGAACUGUGUCAAGCUUUGGAAUUCUUCUCUUCAGAUCUGGAUGUUGUGGCCAACAUUUCAAGGACAUUGAGCAUAAUAUCAACGAACGACUGUUGUUGUGAUAGUCUGGUGGAAUACCGAAAUAUUUAUAAAAUUUUGCUGAAUUUGUUCAACAAAUAUCCAGGAAAUGAAGAAAUUAUUGUGAGACUGGCUUACACACUUGGGAACAUAGUUUCAAAAAUAGACAACAGUAGAGUAAAGUUUUUUGAAGAAACAAAUUCGAUAGAGAGCCUGUUGAACAUCUGGAAAAUCUACUUGGAGAGAACUCUUAAAAAUUGCUCACUACAGCUCGAUAACAUUGAUAAAAAUGUGCCCAAUACAGAAGACGUAAUGGUAAAGACAAUUAGAAUUAUAGCAAACAUUGUGAUAAACCCCGAAAUUGGGCGGCAAAUAAAUGAAAAAUACGGCAACUCGUUAAUUGAAGAGACACUCAAAGUUUUAAUUAGUAAUCCUUUUAAGAAGAAUGAGGAGUUAGUUUUAUCAGUACUUAGUACUUUAAAUAAUCUAUCAUAUUAUUAUACCAGUGACAUGGAAAUUGACAUUUUCCACGUAAAGCAAGUGGACAUUAUUGAAGGAAUCACAGAAUAUGCGAAAUCCAGAAACAAAGAAUGCGUAAUUGAGACCAUGAGAAUACUAGGGAAUUUAUCCAGGUCCAAAGCGUCAAGAACUUACAUUGCGGAUUCUGAAAUCUUUGGAGUGUUGAUCAUCCUUCUUGACAAAGCCGACUUAACUUUACUUAAAACUACGGUGGGGGUGUUUGUAAAUUUGAUGUCAGAUAACAGGUCAAGAAAAUUGUUUAAACUUAAUGGAGGAGUGCGCAAGCUUAUUGAAAUUUUGAAGAAUUACUGUGAACGGGACUGGAUGUUGGGGACUCUUGUGUGUCAAGCCCUUUGGAAUUACUGCAUUGAAACACCCAAUCUGUAUGAUUUAAUAACUGAAACCGAAAUACAAGAACUUUUGAUCAUUCUCGCGGAUUAUCUAGAUGAAGAGAAGUUGUUUGGCAUCGAAGAAAACUCAACGGAUCCUGAUCUGUACGUGACUCAAGAAUAUUUAAUAUGGGAGGAGUUUGCCAAUGUGGCAACGAAUUUAUUGGAGAAAAUCGAGUAUUUUUUGGACACAUUUGAUCAAAACGUCAGUGAAAAUACUAAGGACACAAAAGAUUGUAGUACAAAUUUAAGUUUAAAUGCUUGGUAGACAAUUAGAAUAUUUAUAAGUAUAUGGGAAACAUAAACAACAAAAUAUAUUUGCAGUAUCAUUUUGGCACAUAAAUACUGAGCCAGAAUAAUAUAGAGGAUAUAAAGACAUUUUAUUUUAUUACUUUUAUUGCUCAAGAGUUUUGUUACAUACUUAUUAUUUGAACAAAUUAGUUAUUACAAUUUUGAGCUUUAAUAUACAAAUAAGCUUAUUACUUACUAUAUAAUAUAUAAACAUAUAUUUUAUUCUUGUUAUUUAUAUCUACAUAGAACUUUAUAAUAAAAUUAUACAGUCUU
This is a messenger RNA of Aethina tumida (small hive beetle), 3312 nucleotides long. Its product is annotated as armadillo repeat-containing protein 2. Gene Ontology annotation, biological process: cilium organization. The transcript has 13 exons. NCBI's taxonomy places the organism in Eukaryota, Metazoa, Arthropoda, Insecta, Coleoptera, Nitidulidae. Gene Ontology annotation, molecular function: protein binding. The record is from RefSeq and is a predicted model, not a curated record. The coding region runs from base 302 to 3016 and encodes 904 amino acids.